This is a messenger RNA of Penicillium maclennaniae, 261 nucleotides long. RefSeq lists its product as uncharacterized. The record is from RefSeq and is a predicted model, not a curated record. NCBI's taxonomy places the organism in Eukaryota, Fungi, Ascomycota, Eurotiomycetes, Eurotiales, Aspergillaceae. The transcript has a single exon. Bases 1 to 261 code for a protein of 86 amino acids.
AUGUCCAACCGGGUGGACCCGAUCAAAGGGGCCCAAUGUACCUACGAGCCGGGGGAUAAAACACCCCGGCCCAAGACCAACCGCACCGUGGACCAUUCGCGUACCACGGGCACCGAUUUCGAUUUGCAGGAUCUUCCCAUGCGAGGGGACGACGAUGUAGAAUUCGAUCUCGAUCUCGAUCAAGAAGACCCUAUGUCUGCGCAAUGUACAGACCUUGUCAAGCAGAUCGGUAUGCGGGGCGGUGCUUUCUCUCACGACUGA